This is a messenger RNA of Ahaetulla prasina, 1582 nucleotides long. RefSeq names its product solute carrier family 7 member 6 opposite strand (gene SLC7A6OS). The transcript has 5 exons. Lineage: Eukaryota; Metazoa; Chordata; Lepidosauria; Squamata; Colubridae. The record is from RefSeq and is a predicted model, not a curated record. Gene Ontology annotation, biological process: developmental process. The coding region runs from base 126 to 1106 and encodes 326 amino acids.
GGGGCCGCGGAGCUCGACAUCAAGCUGCGAAUACGCGCCGAGGGACUGUCCGAGACUGGCAGGCAGGCGAGGCGACAGAAGUUCCCAUAGUCCCUUGCGCGCCAGAGCGGCCUGGUCCGGUUGCCAUGGAGACAGCCGCCGUGCUGCGCGUGAAGAGAAAGCGCGGAGGGUCUUUGCCGGCCGAAGCGCUAGUCCUUGCCUGCAAGCGCUUCCGUACUGAGGCUGGGGCUGCCGCCGAGGCCUCCUCCUCGCCCGGAGAGGGCGAGGUGGAGAAGACUCUCUUCAAGUUGGUAGCCACCGUAAACUCGGAGGCCGAACCUGUUGACAAAUACAUACAAGAAGCUUUUACCCAACAGAAAAGAGGCCAGAUCCUGCGACCUGCUCGAGGGAGCGCUCAAAGAAUAAUUCAGGAUCUUCGUUCUUCAAAGCAAGCCAAAAGGCAGGAAAGCCGCUACCGCCUGAUCACUAGCCUCCGCCCAAAUAUCAGCGAUGGAGAAAAUGCUGCUCUCGGAGAAAAUGAGAAAGAAUCUGAUGAAAAGAAACAGUCUUCCAUCUCUGAGAAAGACAAAAAUGACAGCACCUCAGGCUGCUGUAGAGACUUUCAGUUCUUUGAUAUUAUACAGGAGGAGGACGUGGAAAAUGAUACACCUCCUUCUCAUUUACAGAAAUCACAUCCAGAUGUGAUUCUUUGCAAUGCCGUAGAGAUGAUUCGUGAGCGUUUAACAGUAUCUGACAACAGUAAAGAAGCAGAGGAUUGCUUAAAUAAAGAAGAAUACGUCUAUGAUAUCUACUGUACGGAAACAGCUGCAUCGGGGUGGAUUGAGAACAUUCUCUCUGUACAACCUUACACCCAAGAGUUUGACUUGAUGGAUGAAGAACAUUUCACCGAAGAAAUCUAUGAAGAUGAAGAUGAUGAGAAUAAUGAGAACAACUGGCGUAAUGACUAUCCAGAUGAAGAUGAAUUUCUUGAUGAAGAAUCAGAAAAAAACAGUGGGGACACCAGUGAUGAAGAUUGUGGAUAUAUCAGGCGAUCAUGGGAGAAGUAUGAAUCUGAAGUCCUGCAGGAGUUUGAGUAUGAUGGAGUCAAGGAACUGGACUCCGAGUAGCUUGCAGGAUCUUUCAUAUUCAUGAGACCUCCCGUGUAUGAUGUGGCCUUAGCAAAUCGUGGCACCACACAACCCUCCCUUGUCAUGCUGUUUUGGCCAGAGCAUCUUCAAAUCGAGAGAAGCAGAUUGCCUUAGUGUACAGCGUCUUCUAAAAAUGAAGUGAUCCAAGUGACGUUUGCCAUUUUUUGAUCUCAACCAUGGCAUUUGUGCAAGAAAAGCCUGAAAUUGACAGAUAGAUGAGGCCAUUUUGGGAUGCCUAAAUAGAUCACCUUUACUACAAGAUUGGAAAUGUUGUAGUUAUCUUAUUGAAGUAAACAGUUGGUUCUUUUGCAAGUAUUGUUGGAUCACUACCUGUAGAUAGAUCAGUACUUAAAAAGGAUUGUUCAGAUUGGAAAUCUCUGCACCCUAAUAUUCCCAGUUGUUGCAUAUAUAUAGUUGAUAAACUUUACAUAAUAAAAACAGUAAUUUAUCCCUUU